Molecule: messenger RNA, 912 nt
Organism: Hordeum vulgare subsp. vulgare (domesticated barley)
Lineage: Eukaryota; Viridiplantae; Streptophyta; Magnoliopsida; Poales; Poaceae
Product: dirigent protein 1-like
Exons: 1
Coding region: 191-742 (183 amino acids)
Source: RefSeq, a predicted model, not a curated record
AAUUCGUUAGUUGUGACAGCUACAUAUACGGGCAUGCAGGUCUAUCGUUAGCCUGCACGUCAUACUCAGACACAGUCCCUCGACGGGCCGAUGAAGCCAUUAUGAGCCGGCUGAUGAAUCCAUCGGCAAGCUGCGUUUUGCACAACUCAGCUGAAACAUCAAUUUCUACACGUUCUGAACUCUGAUCACCAUGAUCCCCUCCUUGCCGUCGCUGUUGCUCGUCCUCCUGCUGGCCUUGUGGACGGCGCCCUACCUCGCAACGCGCGCCGGCGCCGGCGCCGGCGACCACGGCCUCACGCACAUCCACCUGUACAUGCACGAGACCUUCGCCGGCCGGAACGCCACGACGCUCACGACGGUGCCGUCCCCGCUGCAGGGAGCCGGCGCGACGUUCGGGGCGGUCGGCGUGCUCGACGACGAGCUGCGCGACGGGCCGGACGCGAGGAACUCGUCGCUCGUCGGCCGGUACCAGGGCCUCUUCGUCAGCGCGGGGCUCGUGAGCCCGCCGGGCGGGCAGUCGGCGAUCAACCUGGUCUUCACGGCCGGGGAGCGCCGCGGGAGCACGCUGGCCAUGCUGGGGCCCGUGCUGAGCUUCACGAGCGCCAUCGAGCGCGCCGUGGUAGGCGGCACCGGCGCGUUCAGGAUGGCGCGCGGGUACUGCGUCAUGACGCCCGCCGGGAGCCCCACGCCGGAGUCCGUCGUCUACGAGGUCGACCUGUUCCUGCACAUGUACCAUGCCUGAUCGACCUGUUCCUGUUGGCUUGUGUGCCUACGGUGCUAUCGUGUACGUUGGUAAACAGUGGAAGCAAAGCGUCGCAAACGCCAACAUAUAUGUUCUGGACAGCAAACGGAUCGGAAGUAUGAGAGGGCGAUAUGCAAAGCUGUUUUUUUUUCGAAACGGCGAUAUGCAAA